UGCCUGGGAACACUUGUGCAUGACGUGGUAGCCAACCAGGUGGCAGCCUUGCUCCGUUCUGGGAGCCAGCUCCAUAGUUGGCCAGCCCAGCUAUGCCCCCAAGUACACAAACCCAGUCUGACAGCCCCACCCACUGGAGAGCCUGCCACACAGCCUGCCACCAGUCUGUGGCUCAGCAGUCUGCCAGGCAACAGCCUUAUCCCUGACAGAGCCAUAGCACACAACUGCAUCUCAGACGUCCACGAGUCAGACCAUCGAUACAACCAAGUAUAUUACCGGACUGCAUUUACCCACAUGGCAGCCCAACUCCCACCACCGCCUAGUCCCAGAUUUGUCCUCCGAGGCACACAGUCAGCUGUGAACACGCUGCAUUUCUGCCUACCAUCCCAAGCUCCAGAAAGCCCGCUUCUUUUCUCGGGGUCUCAGGGUGGCCUGGUGCACAUCUGGAGCCUGCAGACAAGAAGAAUGGUUGCCACCCUAAAUGGCCACAGUGGACAGGGUGUAACCUGGUUGAAGACACUGUCCGAGGGACACCAGCUCCUCAGCCAGGGCCGGGACCUGCGGCUGUGUGUGUGGGACUUGGCAGAGGGCAGGAACGCUAUCAUGGACUCAGUUCAGCUGGACAGUGUGGGCUUCUGCAGGAGCUCUGUUCUGACCAGGGGACAGCUAAGCUGGAUGCUUGCUGUGCCGGGGAAGGGCAGUGAUGAGAAUCAGCUGCCGCCCUGUUUGCAGAGCUCUGGGUACAACAUAUGGCCAGAGAUGAGGAACCAAAGGGCCAGGACCAUGUUCAAACCCCAACGUGAAGGGUGGGGACUACACUCCACACAGGUUCAGAUUCUGGAGAUGCCAUCCAAGACGUCAGUGUGCACCCUGAAGCCGGAGGCGGAUGCCAAGCCAGGCAUGCCCAUGUGCCUGGGGCUGUGGCAGAGCAACUCCAGUCUCCGCCCCCUCCUUCUGGCUGGCUAUGAGGAUGGAUCGGUAACCCUGUGGGACAUCUCAGAGCGGAAGGUGUGCAGCCGAAUCGCCUGCCAUGAAGAACCUGUCAUGGGCCUUGACUUCGAUUCUCAGAAGGCCAAGGGCGUCUCAGGCUCUGCCGGGAAGGUACUGGCUGUCUGGAGUCUGGACGCCCAGCAGUCCCUGCAGGUGUGUAAAACUCAUGAACUCACAAAUCCUGGAAUUUCUGAAGUUACUCUGCGGCCAGACCAUAAGAUCUUAGCCACAGCAGGCUGGGACCAUCGCAUCCGUGUGUUUCAUUGGAGGACAAUGAAGCCACUGGCUGUUCUGGAUUUCCACAGUGCUUCUGUGUACUGUGUGGCCUUUGCCGCUGAUGGCUUGCUCGCUGCAGGGUCCAAGGACCAACGCAUCAGCAUCUGGUCACUCUACCCCUGCCCGUGACUCAGCUGUAGGACACUGGUGUCUUACUCCAGUCUCGACCCAAGGCUCUCUGAGGACUGCAAAUUGUGGCCAAAGGUCUGUGAAUCCACUUUGUUCAUGAGGUUCCCUGCACCUUUUGUGACUUGUCAUUCAGAUGAUAGACACCUGACACUUGGAGCUUGUAAGAGGCACAAUUUACAAGCUCCAAGACACGGUCGUGUGGCCAGCCUAAACAUAUUUGACAAUAAAUUUCCCAUUGCCAGCCUGAAGGGUCAGGGUGGGAACUUUCCACGAAGAUGUCCCAUAUUCUCCCCUUAGGGUCAGAGCAUUCAGAUGCUUUGCAGGCUCAUCAUCAGUCGUACUUUUUUUUUUUUUAAAGAUUUAUUUAUUUUAUUAUGUAUACAGUGUUCUGCCUGCAGGCCAGAAGAGGGCACCAGAUCUCAUUACAGAUGGUUGUGAGCCACCAUGUGGUUGCUGGGAAUUGAACUCAGGACCUCUGGUAGAGCAAGCAGUGCUCUUAACCUCUGAGCCAUCUCUCCAGCAUCAGUCGUACUUUUAAGCAGGAAGUUCUUGGUGAAGGUACUCAGGGCUUGGCCUCGGGAGGCUGUCAGUGCCACAGUGGCUGCCUGCCACAUCCUGCUGGCUUUUUGCCCCAGAAAUGUUCAGGGACUCCUGACCUCCAGGGCUGGGGUCAGGAUGACGAAAGGAUGGAACCUGGCUUUCUAAAGAGGGAGGCAGGAGAGGGUUAUUAGGGUGACCAAGGUGGUCAAGGGACAGGGAGCGUGUAAAAUGUAGUACAAGGCCAGAUAGAAGACCAGAAAAGGAAGCCCUGACCUCCGAUGGGGAAAGAAGGACAGGCUGUCUCUAAGUGAACCUGCAGGAGGCAAAGAGAAGCGGCUGAGAUAGGACAGGAGCCAGGGCCCUCCUUAAUGCCCAGGGCACAAUCACAGCCUUAUGGUAUGUGGACUAGCAGUGAGCACGCAAAGCCUCUCUUAGCACGUGGCUGACCGGUGAGUAGCCUCUGAGGCGGUGUUGACCUGGGGGGACCAGGCUGUGGAGGUGAGGGUGCAGACCUCAGACCUCUCCUCUUCAGUCAUUGCCAGAAAGAUCCCUGUGCCCAAAGAACUGGAGCGCCCCCAAGUGCUGCCCCUCAGGACCUCUAGUCUGUAACUAAACACUACACACAGCAGGCUGAAUGUGUCUGUGCUGAAUGUAUCCUACCACCGCAGUAUAGCCUGGUGUCCCCAAGCUGGGGAACACGUGUAGGAGGCCAGGAAAGGAGUGUGUGGUCCAGGUGAGGUAUAUGCUGCAGGUGAGCCAGGAGGGCAUGCCUCUUGCCCCAUGAAGAGGGAGACAGUUGCCAGGGGAGGCAGCAUCCCCAGAGGGCUUUAUGGUUGCUCCUCUCUGUAUGCCUGUGAAAGGUAUGGCUGGCGCGCACACACACAGGCCUGGCUCCAACUGAAGCCCUGGGAGGUUACCAUAGCAACCAGAGCUCCAGCUUGGAAUCCCUAAAUGGAGUGGGGAUUACUCGCUGCUGCAUGGAUAAAAGGUGGCACUUAGUCUCCAAAGACAGGUGGGAACACUUCUCGUUAUAGGCUGUAACUUGGAAGCUGCGCUUAGCAGAAUCUGACUGGUAGAGCUCUGUGACAGGCUGGCUUUCCUGGAGUCCCUACAGAUGGGCCAGCUUGGUGCACAUAGGCAUGCAGACCUAGGCACAGGUCACCAGAGCAGACCUUGGUCACAGGCACAGGCUUCUUCACUCCCUUUGAAGGAAGUCUCUGCUAGAGUACCAGCCAGACACUGCUCAUCCUUCAAGAAUCCCCGGGGGAUCUGCCACCAAUUAUCCUGUUGUAUCACCCUAUAUAAGUUCUAAAACCAAGUCCUUAAGAAUUAGGCCCCGUAGCUUGGAGCCUCUGAAGUCAGGACAAGGCCCCAAGUUUCUCAGGGUAAAGGUUGGGGGUGCCGGGGCCUCCCGCUGUAUCCUCUUCCAGAAUUUCUAAAGGAGAGAGAGAAAAAAGAAGAAAGAAACAACUAAGGAGGCAUGGGGAGGAGACAGCAAAGCUUCUGUCUUAGGCCAGUAUAAACAGGAGGUACCUGUUACAGUUGGAAUGUGAAACACAUUGGCUCAUGUGUUUAAACACUUGGUCCCCAGAUGGCGCUAGUUUGGAAGAUUGUGGAACCUUGCAGAGGGAGAGUCUCUGGAAGUAAUGGGUCACUGGGAGGGUGGGGCUUGAGGUUUCUAUCCUCCCCACUGUCCUUCCUGACUCCAUGCAGUGGGAGCAGCCACCUCCCAGGGUUGAGUCUGCCAUAGUGAACUGUGCGAUCUCAAACUGUAAGCCACAAUAAACAUUUUCUAACUUAAGUUGCUUCUCUUCAGCUAUUUGGGCUCAGAGAUGAGAAAAAUAACUAAUACAGCAGCCCUCCAUCCCCAGGCAACCCAAGGCAGGAGUAAAGAAUCAGACAGAAAAUCACAGCCGUUCCAUUACAGGGGAUGUAGGUGUGGGUCACAGGCCAGUGCCUCAGUGGCUCCCUUAAGAGAAGUGGCAGUAGAACUGAAACUUUAAUCCAAGCACUCAGGAGGCAGAGGCAGAGGCAGGUAGAUAUCCAAAUUCCAGCCCAGCUAGGGUGAUGAGGAGAGAUCUUGUCAAAGAAAGUGAGAGGAGGGCCAGGUUGGUUGUAGGAAAAUCGGUGAGCCCAUCUAUGAAUGGAGACGAUAGUCCCGUUCUUGUCUGUGCCCGACCGCUGUUGUGAUACCCAGGGCAGUGCUGUCCUGUGGGUACCUUUUACCAGCGCUGUUGGAGAUGCUAUCAAGCCUGUGUGACUCAGUACGGCUGUUCUCAGGAAGCCUCAUCUCACACAAGCUCUGCCAAGCCUCUCCCGCCCCUUCCUUGUCGCCCAGAUGGAGGUGGCAGCCAGUGUGACACCGCCUAUAGACUUUUAGGGCCUCUAUGUCCAAGGGCUGGUGGUCACAAAGCUGUCUUCUCUCCUGCUGCCAAGGAAGGAGGCUCCUAGGACUCAGCUCUGGGAUUCUCAAGGCCCCUCCCCAAACUUAACAAAAGGCAGUAACAGUUACGUGGAAGAGAACACUGUCCAGUGGACUGCCCACAUGUUGGACAGCGAGCUCCAGGGGCGCAGCUUUCGUGAGAGAUCCCCAGUACUGGCAUGAGUCACCCCGGCUGCCUUUGAGCCACCUAUGGUCCUGCAGGUAACCCCAAUAAAAUCAUUCACUAAGCUAGAA
Messenger RNA from Meriones unguiculatus (Mongolian gerbil), 4612 nucleotides. RefSeq names its product G protein subunit beta 1 like (gene Gnb1l). NCBI's taxonomy places the organism in Eukaryota, Metazoa, Chordata, Mammalia, Rodentia, Muridae. Bases 295 to 1395 code for a protein of 366 amino acids. The record is from RefSeq and is a predicted model, not a curated record. Gene Ontology annotation, molecular function: protein binding. The transcript has 8 exons.